Molecule: messenger RNA, 1831 nt
Organism: Syzygium oleosum
Lineage: Eukaryota; Viridiplantae; Streptophyta; Magnoliopsida; Myrtales; Myrtaceae
Exons: 2
Coding region: 553-1416 (287 amino acids)
Molecular function (GO): zinc ion binding
Source: RefSeq, a predicted model, not a curated record
CUUCCUAUAUUUCUGUGCUCUUUCUCCUCUGCUCUCCUUCACCUAAUCCCACUGUGCGUCCUCUCCUUCCCGAGUGCGUGAGGUCAGAGCAAAAGGGUCUCCUCCCGUGAGAGCAGAGAGGGAGGGACUUGGUGCAGCUGUUGGAUUGCAGCCCGACCCACAUCUUGUUUUCCUUCAAAUAUUGUUUAUUUAUGUGUUUUCUUGGGAGACAGACCCGUUUCUUGACAGUUUGUGUGACGGGGGCCAAUGCGGGCGAACGUGAGGGAGGAGUAAACGGUGGAGGUCAGUGACGGCUUGGGAUUUCAUUGACUUUCUCUCAACAAGAGAAAGAUUCAAUCUUUAUCUCUCUCUCUCUCUCUCUUUCUGUGCUGCGUUAAAUUGCUUCUUCUUCGAUCCAUUCCAAGAAACUGUUGUAUAGGGAAAGAGUUUGUUGGUAGAUAUGGAUAUGGAUCUGUGAGUGCAUUCCAAAUGUUGCUGGCUUCAUUCGGUACCAUGAUGCUUAUUUUCUUGAUGGAAGACUGUUCAUAGUUUCUGAGUCCAUUGUUUGGUGGUAUGUGUGGUGUGAUGGAUCAGAUGAGACAUGAUCCAGAAACUGGUGGAAGCUUGAAUCAAGCUGGUUCUGGUACAGGGGAGCAUUCUGAGCAUUCGGUUGAUGAGCCUUACGAUGUUGUGAUUGAUUUAGAGGAUGGUCCCAGGGCAAGUGCACAAGCUGGGCAAUCAGAGAGUCGAAGCAAUGGUUUGGGGUCAAGUGGGGUUGCUGUUGAAGUGGCUGAUAAUGCUAUUGGGGUUCAUCAAGAGAGAAGUGAUGGGUCAUUUGGGCAAGUGGGUGAUCAAGGGACAAGUAGAUGCUCUGAGGAGGACGGUGUCAAUCAAGAAUCGGAAGCAAAGGGGUCCGGAGAAUCGAAGUCCGAGACGGUACUGGAGGAGGAUUUAAAGAAGAAUGUCUCUGCAAAAGGGGAUGAUUCAUAUCUGAUUGAUAUUCACGGUGGCUGUGGCGAAAACGGUGAAGGGGAGAGAGUUUGCAGGAUUUGUCAUCUGAGUUCUGAGCAAUCGGUGGAUGCUAUUCCGGGGAUGACCAUGGACGAUGGUAUGACUUCUGCAAUAACGAGUAUGGAAUUGAUUCAGCUAGGAUGUGGGUGCAAAGAUGAGCUCGGGAUUGCGCACGGUCACUGUGCCGAGGCAUGGUUUAAACUGAGAGGGAAUAGGUUCUGUGAAAUAUGUGGCGAAACUGCUCAAAAUAUCUCCGGAGUCGGAGAUGAUAGGUUUAUGGAGGAGUGGAACGAAAGAAGAUCUACCGAUAUUAACUCGCCGGAAGGAGGAGGGUGUUGGCGGGGACAGCCGUUUUGUAACUUCUUGAUGGCGUGUCUGGUAAUAGCUUUCGUACUCCCGUGGUUCUUCCGUGUAAAUAUGUUCUAGAAGGUGGUGUGGGUGAUGGUAGAGAGAUUCUUUUUAAAUUCUUGGAUAUCUAUACUCGUCGUCGCCGCACGGUGCUGCUUCUGGGGGGGUCUUGGCACGAACCGUGCUAUUGUUAGUCUCGGCAAUUUCUCCCGAACAUCGAAAUCGCCGCAUGCAUGGAUCGACUCCCUCGAUCGAAACGAUAUGGUAGCGGCGAUCCGGGUCAGUAUACUCUCGAAAUUUUCUUACAUUUUACAAAGAGGAGCUCGACAGCGAUGUCUUUGAUUCGCAGAAAAAACUGGGGAAGUCGUUCCUUACAACUUGAUAUCUGUCUCCUCGUGGAUUUGCCUUGUCGGGUGCUUUUUGUCUCUUCAUACUUCGUCUGUACAUAUAACUGUGAGUUCUUUACAAGAUCAUCUACAGAUUUUACUGCAAA